Molecule: messenger RNA, 1459 nt
Organism: Archocentrus centrarchus (flier cichlid)
Lineage: Eukaryota; Metazoa; Chordata; Actinopteri; Cichliformes; Cichlidae
Product: probable G-protein coupled receptor 160
Exons: 2
Coding region: 158-1252 (364 amino acids)
Cellular component (GO): signaling receptor complex; plasma membrane
Source: RefSeq, a predicted model, not a curated record
CUAAAAGGCACCUCCUACUCACAACAGUCAGGAAGUAGGAUCUCUAAUAUGCUUUACUGAAUAAAUGUUUUCAGCAUCUACUGGAGUUCGCUGGAUUGGGGCAACGCUGCACAGACAGCAUUUCCUGGAGCAUCUGAGCACUGUUGUAGCCAGUUAAAUGCUGCCAGAGUUGCCAUCCUUGUCUGAAACAAGUCACACUGUCAAAAUGCUGGCCAUCAUACAACAAUGGGAGGGAGUGUCUGGCAGUUACACAGACAACACUGUAAAGUAUGUUUUUCUUCUGUUUUCCAAAGCAGGACUGGAAAUGGUGAUCUUUUAUUUACUGAGUCAAAAACGGUACACCUUCUUUAUGAAUGUGUGCAGCCUGUCCAUCAUACUGGCUGACUUGGUACUUGCCUCUUUAAUGGCAACUGUGUGGUUUCUUGGAGCUGACCAGUCUUUUACACCCUGCUUCCUUUUAGCUAAUGCCUCAGCAGCAUAUGGAAAAUUGCCACUGCCCAUGAUGUGCCUAGGUUUACUGGACUACUCUUUGGGAAACAUCUGUCUUAGCAAGCACAGAGCCUUCUGGAAAACCCUCUGGAAUGUAUUCCUGACAUUUCUCACGUGGCUGCUAGCAGUCUGGUUCUCAUUUGGUUCUCCUGAUACUAAACUGAUGAAUUGGAGUUGUGGAAAAAGGAUAAAAGCUCUGGUGUGUGAAGUGGAGGAGUCAACAUUGAUGAGCUACUUCAUUGCUGGGCUUUUCACUGCAGUACUUCUAAUAAUGCUGCCAUUUUGGUCACAAAUUCCCCAGUGGGUAAAAGAGGCUGAGAGGUUGUGUGAAGCAAGGGAAGAACAAGAGAGUAUGAGGAGCGACUUGUUAUUCACUUUUACCUCCUGCACAGAGACAAAGAGUGAUGAAGAGAAUUACCUGGAGGAUGUGAUCCAGCAUCGACCGCCUCUGUGGAUCAGCCUGACACUGGGCUUUGCUACAUUUUGGAUGCCUUUUCUUGCUGUGUCUUUCGGUGGUUUGCUUCUUGGCUUUGGACUACCCGCCUACAUCUCUGUUAACCUGUUGUGGUUGGAAUGUACCAACAGUUUACUGGUGGGUGUACUAUUCUGGAUAAAGAGCAGGACUCUAGGGCCAUACACUCAUCUACCAGAAAACGUGUGCUUAUGGAGCGUUUACUGGCAUUUGAGCAAAGGAACACAACAGAAGCAACUUCCUGUGCUCAGCCCUUUAAAAGAGAAGAUAAACAUUUUUUAUUAUGUGUAAGGGUAACAGUUACACAUGACAUAAAAUAAACUCAUGAUAUGAGAAAGUUAAUAAGGACUUUAAAUAAAGAUGAACCAGCAUCUACAAAUGGUUCACAUGUAUGAAUGUUGCAUUAAAUGUCUACACUGAGUUAUAUGGCCGACUGUUAAAAAGUGCCUCGCAGUAAAUGUUUAUGACUGGAUCUUUUUUUUUAAUGUUAUUGCUCAA